CAGACCUAAGGAGAAGUCUGGAGGAAAAGGAGAAGAAGGAGCGUGUUUCUGUGUCUGUAUGUGUAUGUGCUUGAAUGAUUCUGGAAAGUCCACAAAGUUUUUAGUUAUAGCGUAAAUCACAAUAGUACGUCAAGGUACUUUUAGAAAUAUACAAUAAAACCAACAUUUUGGACAAUUAGGAAAAAAACUAAGAAAGAGACUAAUAGAGUAGAUGCCGCAAAGCAACCUGACUGCGAUACUGGAAGCAAAAACUUUUCCCUUUCUCCUUUGUCCGGGUACGGACACACAGAAAAAGCGAAUGAAAGAUCCCUGGAGGUGAAUCCUGACAUUUACUGGAAAAAGGGAAGGAGGAUCUCUUUUUUUCCAAGGCAUCUGUCACAUUCAAGCCUCAUCAUGUCUCUGGCCUCCUUCCACUUAAUGCAGGCCCUAAAAAACUCUCCUGCAGCCCUGCGCAGACACUUUCAACGUGACCGCACAGAAAGCCUUUCCCAUGGAGACCCCAUAUUCAAAGUGCACUACCUAGGUACCAAGAAGAUCUUCUCCCUAGACCUGGAGCAAGCUGAGGAUGCUAUUGACCGGCUCCUGGAUGGUGCACCUGGAAAGUUAUCCAAAGAUCAUGCUCUGGUGGUGCGACCACGAUAUGUGGAAGUAAAAGAGUUGAGCACAGGACGGCAGCUUACCAAGACCUACCUGCACGACAUUGCCUACUGUGCAUCACACACAGCCCAUCCCAAUGUGUUCCUCUAUAUCUGCAGGCAACCUGGACAACAGCUGCAGUGUAGGGUGUUCUGGUGUAGUCGAGUGGAAAGAGCAAAGGAUAUGACAGCCUGUCUGGCAAACUCAUUCCAGAGGGCGCUAAAUGACUGGCAGGAUUGCUGUGCUACACUGCCAAAGGCAGAGGGCAUCGCUAAAAAAGAUGAGACUGACAUUACCCCUGCUGCUGCCAAAGGAUUGACGCUGCCAGCCAGUUUGGGGAAAGUUCGUUGGAAGAAGAAGGGCUCAAUUUCCCGCAGUCCUCUGAGAGCCAUCACUAGACAGGGCUCAUCCAGUGAAAAUUGGCAAUGAGAUUCUCAGCUAUUGGACCACUUGACCCCUAUGGGAUCCUACCAACAAGAAGGCACUUUUCUUUUCAUUCCCACCAUCUUAACAAAAUGACAGAUGACAACGGCUGGGCCUGUCACAGCUUGACUCCAACAAACCUUUCUGUUUAAGACAAUACAGUUUUUACAGACUAAUGUAAGACUUUGGACUGAUGCCAAAGUUGCUGUUCUUACUCCUUUAAAGCACAUACAGUGAUGACUGACAAGGUGGGUUGGGCCAAUAGUUUAUAUAUUAUAUGCUGGUCAUUUUUUUAUGUAUUCUCUAAUUGAUAACAGUAUUGUUUAUAUUUUCAUCUCAAGACUUGAAGCCUUUAAUGACUUGUAUGCAAGUACUUGUCCAUAUAUCAAAAGUUAAGUCAAACUGACCUAACUUUUGGGUAAGGGUAGAAAAGUUAAUAAGAUAUUUUUCCCUUUUGCUUGUAUGGUGGGAAAAAACACAUAAUCCAGAAUUGGUGCUUUUGUUAGGCAUGUUGCAUAAUUGAUUUGUGUAAUAACUGGGAGGAUGCAGAAACCACAAUGGUGCAAUGUAAGUUCUGUCCCUAUUGCCACCCAAAACCACAGAUGCAAACCACCACAAUUACAUGUUGCACACAAUUUCACAUAUAGUUUGGUGCAGUUACUAACCACCGGACAAUUGACACACUUCUCUACCAUUAGCCUAUAUUAUCUUUUGUUCCCUUAACACGUGCAAAUUGUAAUUAAAAGGAUUAAGUUGAUUAUACUUUAUAUUAUCUAUAUUAAGAUUAGACUUGAUCUUCCAGAAUUAAUCCUACACUACAGCGGUCAUGUAUGAUUCAUGUAGUUCCUUUAUACCUAACUAUGAAGUUCAAUAAUAAGCCAGAAAUUUCCAGAGAGAAAAUAAAUAGCACAGUGAGUGAGAGAACACAAUGUGCCCUUAGCGGUCGUGUAGGAUUCAUGCCGUGCACCUGCAUUCCAAAAGGAACUUUUUUAAUCCCUUUAUGCUCCUUCUAUUUUAGUCUAUUUUCUGCCUAAAACUUUGGGUUUUAAACAUCAAUUUGACUUU
Molecule: messenger RNA, 2124 nt
Organism: Clarias gariepinus (North African catfish)
Lineage: Eukaryota; Metazoa; Chordata; Actinopteri; Siluriformes; Clariidae
Exons: 3
Coding region: 394-1065 (223 amino acids)
Source: RefSeq, a predicted model, not a curated record